This is a messenger RNA of Centropristis striata (black sea bass), 4538 nucleotides long. RefSeq names its product target of myb1 like 2 membrane trafficking protein (gene tom1l2b). Gene Ontology annotation, molecular function: clathrin binding; phosphatidylinositol binding; ubiquitin binding. Gene Ontology annotation, biological process: signal transduction. The transcript is spliced from 15 exons. Gene Ontology annotation, cellular component: endosome; membrane. NCBI's taxonomy places the organism in Eukaryota, Metazoa, Chordata, Actinopteri, Perciformes, Serranidae. The record is from RefSeq and is a predicted model, not a curated record. The coding region runs from base 58 to 1626 and encodes 522 amino acids.
ACGUUUCCUCAUGUAUCAUCAUCAUCCCAUGGACUGACUUGUUUGUUGUCGAGCAAGAUGGAGUUCCUUUUGGGAAAUCCUUACAGUACCCCAGUGGGACACUGCAUUGAGAGAGCCACUGAUGGCUCUCUGCAAAGCGAAGACUGGACCCUCAAUAUGGAAAUAUGUGACAUCAUCAAUGAAACAGAGGAUGGGCCAAAGGAUGCCAUUAGAGCAGUAAAGAAGAGGCUGAAUGGCAACAAGAACUAUAGGGAAGUGAUGUUGACUUUAACGGUCCUGGAGACCGGUGUGAAGAACUGCGGACAUCGGUUUCAUGCUUUGGUCACUAGCAGGGACUUUGUUGAUGGUGUGCUAGUUAAAAUUAUCUCCCCUAAAAACAACCCGCCUACAAUCGUUCAAGAUAAAGUACUCGCCCUGAUUCAGGCAUGGGCUGAUGCGUUCAGAAGCAGUCCAGACCUCACAGGCGUGGUCCAAAUAUAUGAGGAGCUAAAGAGGAAAGGCAUUGAGUUCCCCAUGUCAGAACUGGAGACCCUGUCUCCUAUACACACACCUCAGCGGUUGGCAUCUGCUCCGGAGGGUGACUCCACCCUACAUAAGUUCAGCAGCACUCCUCAGCCCACACCACCGGCUGUCCCACCAGCCUACACCGCCCCUCAGGUCCCCAACAUUCAUGCUUCUGGAUCCAUAAAUCCUACACCUGAACAGAUUUGCCGGCUGCGCAGUGAGUUGGACAUUGUUCGUGGAAACACUAAGGUGAUGUCUGAGAUGUUGACCGAGAUGGUCCCUGGACAGGAGGAUGCUUCAGACUAUGAGUUACUUCAGGAGCUGAACAGGACUUGUAGAGCCAUGCAGCAGAGGAUAAUGGAGCUCAUCUCCUGUGUUUCCAAUGAGUCAGUGACCGAGGAGCUGCUGCAUGUCAACGAUGACCUCAAUAACAUUUUCCUACGCUAUGAAAGGUAUGAGAGGUUUAGGUCUGGGAGGUCCACAGCUCAGAGUGUCAACAAUGGGGUCCUGAGUGAGGCCACAGAGGACAACCUCAUAGACCUCGGCCCAGGCUCCCCAGCUGUGGUCAGCCAAAUGCCCAACGCAGCCCCAACCAGCUUGCCUCCCGCCCUCACAGCCCCAACAGCAAGGCCCUCCUCCCCGGCCACCUUAGCCUCCCGCCUGGCCGGCCUCGACAUGGGCGCCGACAGUGUGAGCAGCACCUUGAGCUCUUUGCCGAACUGUAAGCCUCCUUCUGGCCAGGAUGACUUUGAUGUGUUUGCUCAGACCAGGACCGGAGCUCUGCCAGAACCACGCAAGAUCACCACAGAAGAAGACAGGAAAGCCUCCGACAGCCUUCCUCCCACUCUGGAUGUUCAACAGCCGACUGCAGGAGCGGGUGCUGGAGGCCAGUCCUCUGUCAUGGAUGACAUAGAGGAGUGGCUGUGUACUGAUGUGAAAGGAGAUGAGGGGGAAGAAGGCGUGACAAGUGAAGAGUUCGACAAGUUCCUAGAGGAGAGAGCCAAAGCUGCAGAGAUGGUCCCCAGCCUACCGUCGCCCCCUAGUGGCGAGCCGGGCGCCGCGCAGGAAACCCCAGGCCGCAAAAAGCCGGACAGGCCGGAGGACGCUUUGUUCGCCAUGUAGAACCUUCCACCUCCUGACCUCUGAUCCCCGACCAGCUGAGCAGCAUCAGACUGAGGACAGACCGACCUGACACUAAAACACAUCCACCUCCAUUCUGAUUCAACACUAUUCAGUAACACUACAGAGAUUCUCUCCUUCUAAAAAAGGGAAUUAUUCAUGUUCUACAUUAAUUUCUCACAAGAAAGGGAAAAACCAAAUGAUAUUUUGAUAUGCCACCCGAUCAGACGAUGAAUCUCACCCACGUGAUGGCGGGUGUCGGAGACCAUGAGGCAGCCUCCCUCCGCCUGUUGUGGACUGCAGAGCUUCAUGUUGCAGCUAAUCCUAAAAUAGUUUUAUAAAAGAGCGUCUGCUGCCCUUGUCAUUAGUAGCAAAUACAUUUCCUACCCCCAAAGCAUGCAUUAAAACCCCCCAAACCUGAUUUUUAUUUAAAGAAACCCCAACAGAAACGUUACGGUUGCAGGAAUCACCUUUUACAUGCAGCAGCACUGAGCAUACCUACGAGGAUAUUGUUUUGGUGUUUGUAUCAGUCCCUUUGCAAGUUGAACUGUAAAUCUGUAAAUGACAAAUGUCAAGUUUAUUAGUCGUGUGUAUAUUUAAGCUACAGAUGUAUGAAAGAGAUGUUGAUUUAAUGUAGAUUUUUUUGAAAAGGGUUUAUCUUCCAGCUGCUCUGACAACAGGGAUGUACCUCAAGUAAAGGGAAUAAUUUACACCUGAUAAUCUACAAAAACUAAUUAAAAAGGAAGAAGAAGAAGGGAGUGUAGUUUUUGUGACUGGCAUAAUUGCGCACCACUUCAACAAAUGACCCUCUAAAUAACGUUGUAGAUUUCUCUUUGACAAAUCACAGUUGUUAUUGAGAUUAUUUAGCUGAGAUUUUAAGAUGCUGUCUGAAAUUUUCGCAGGUAGUUACUUCCAUCAGCUGGAAAAAUACUAAUUAUUCUCGUUUAUGUAAUCAUUUUUUCUGUUUCAUGAAUUUACAUGGGUUGAGUUCACAGGGAGUGGUUGUUAUUUUGAACAGAAGCCCAGUCAGAGUUGGUCAUUGGUGAGUUUUUACUCACUGACUGUAACUUCUUUUGGGUAGAUUAUGCUGUAUGAUUUCUCUGAAAUUGAGUUAAGAGGACCAAAACUGUGCUUUCUUCUGGAUGUUAGAGGAAAAUUCUCAGAUAAUUGGCUUGUCUACACAUAACCCGGUCCUUUUUUGACUCACAAUUCACAGUUUAAUAUCCAGCGAUGUAAUGAGGAGUCAAUAUCACACUACAAAAGCUGUUUGCACAUUAUAUUUGUGCAUUUUCUCCUUUGUUUCUUUAUGCUGACAUCUUAAAAGGCCUGACCUUUCAACAUGACAUUUGUUUUCAGAAAUGAGCCAGCUGCAGACACAGUGCUACAAAUGAGAUAUUUGACUCUUUUGACAAUAAUAAAUGCGACAUGUUACACAAUCACGACAAGCUUAAAACAAGCGUGCACUUUGACAGGCACAUUACCUUUCAACCUGUACUGUAAAUCAACGAACACUUAACCAGAUGUAAUUAAUGAGAACUGUUUGGAAAUAUUCGAGCAGAAGUGUAGAAAUAAUUUAUUCAGCACUAUUUUUUUUGUUGACUUCAGAUCAGUAUUUUAAAUCAUUUUAUUGUACGGAAGAGAAAUAGGAAAUGUUAAGGGACAGAAUGAGAGAUUGUGAUUAUGGUGUGUGUUUUAGUGUUUUUGUUAAUGGAGUUCAGAUUUUCCUUUUUAUACAUUUCUGCUGGCUAAUGUAUCUUAUGUUUCAUGGUUAUGUGGAUAUUUUUGUUUAUGGAAGCCCUGAGAGGAAAAUGAAGAAAAAAAUUGACCUAAAAGGUGAUUUUUUCUUUUCUUUUUUUUGGUAUUGUUGUAAGGUUUUUUCUGUUUGUGUGGGGUUUUUUGCCCCGAUAUUUUUUUAAGGUAACUUCUGAAAAAGCUUUUGCUUGGUGAUUUCUUUUUUUCCAUUCAUGAAAACUGUUGAAAAAAGUUUUGUCUGGAUCAUUUUUUUUUUCUCAUCUUUGAAAAGAGGUUUCUGUUUUUUAUAUUUUGGCUUGGCAUCUUUCUUUCUUUUUUUCCUCUUUUGCACAGAUAAUCGUUGAAAACCAUUUUAAAAAUUACGUUUUUGUCAUUUUGUUAAUUUUUCAAAAACAAAAUUCCUCCGAAAACAGGUGCAAAAAAGUUUGCACUUGUGAAAAAUAAGAACAUAUUUGUCAGGAUCACAGACGAGGAAAAAAUGCUGUCGAUCACUUUCAAUAAUUGAAAAUUUGAAUAUUCCAUUUUUUUUUCUCACUUGCCUCUCAGGGCUUCCGUACAUGUUGCUUGUAAGUGUCCAUAGAGUUAACAUAUUGAUAUAUAAUAAGGGCAAUCCAUUCAUAGCUGUAAGAGAAUCACAUUAAUAUCAUGAAGGACACAUAUUUUAAUCGCUUCACUCUCACUGACUAGCACAUGACAAAACCGACAUGAUAAUCUUACUUUGGACACUUCUGACAAAGCAUCAACAUUGUACAUCUUCUGUUUCGUUGUUUUAGUGUUCAGCGUGUGUUCUAUAACGCAGAAUUGUUUUAUCUCAGUUGAUUGAAAAAAAAAAAAAAGAACAAGCCUCUAAAUGUGUGUUUUAAACAAUACAUGUUGUUACUAUCCUGUUUGAUACCGCCCAGGAUCAACCUGGUUUAUAUCAGUGUGAGCUCUGUCAGUGAUUUGUAACUGAAUCUCAGCAUACCCAAGACUUUGCCAUGUCAGACCUGUUCUGCAGAGGAACAAUAUGUUUCUUUGUAUGUCGCUGGAUAAUAUGAAGAGAUGCUGAUAAAGGAGGCUGUGCUGUGUGACUGCUACUUUCCUGAGUUGCCUCAUCUCUCAUUUCUCUUUGUGUUGUUUGACUUAUGCAUGAACUCUAAUAAAACAUUAGCAGUGUGUCUGCA